AAGAAGGCCGCGCUCAAGUCGGAGAAGGAGGCGGAGGCUGCCGCGCGCGCGGCCGCGGAGAACGCCGCCCGCCUGGAGCGCGCGCGCGCAGUCGUCAUCGCCGAGGACCCGUCGCUGCCGCCCGCGCGCCCGGCCAAGAUCCGCGACCUGCCCCGCUGCAUCGGGGCCCGCGUCAAGGUCUGCGGAUGGGUCCACCACCUCCGCACGGACGGCAAGAAGCUCUGGUUCAUCGACCUCCGAGACGGCACCGGCUUCGCACAGGUCGUCCUCACCGGCGACUUGUGCAGGACCUACGACGCCGCUACCCUCGGCAGAGAGGCCUCCAUUGCCGUUUAUGGCGUAUGGACAAAGGAUGACAAUGGCCGUGCCAAGGGCACGUGGCCCGGCUUUGAACUGCAAGUCGAUUACUGGCAGCUCGUGGGUGCCACCUCGUCGGACAUUGAUAUGCUCUUUACGAAGGAUAGUAACGUGGACAUCCUGCUCAACCAGAGGCAUCUCGUCCUGCGGGGGUCGAAGGCCUCGUCCAUUCUGCGCAUGAGGUCUAUCAUUACCCAGUGUUUUCGGGAGCACUUUUUCGCCGAGCAUUACGUCGAGCUCACCCCGCCCACGCUAGUCAACACGCAGUGCGAGGGCGGGUCCACGCUCUUCGCCUUUGACUACUUUGGCGAGGAGGGCUACCUCACGCAGAGCUCACAGCUGUACUUGGAGACGGGCAUCGCCGCCGUCAACGACUGCUUCUGCAUCCUGCCGAGCUAUCGCGCGGAGAAGAGCCAGACGCGCCGCCACCUCUCAGAAUUUCAUCACAUCGAGGCCGAGCGCCCGUUCAUCACCUUUGAGGACCUGCUGCAGUCGAUCGAGGGCCUGGUCUGUGGCGUCAUCGACCGCGUCGCCGACAAGAUGAAGGACGACAUGGACACGUUCCUGCGCGCGAGUGGCGGCAAGCCCAUGCCGAAGCUCGAGCGCCCGUUCAUGCGCAUGACGUAUGAGGAGGCCGUGGCGUAUUGCCGCGAGCACAACAUCUACAAGGACCCGGAGACGAAGACGCACUUUGAGUUCGGCGACGACAUUCCCGAAAAGCCGGAGCGCGAGAUGACCGACAAGAUCAACAAACCCAUCCUGCUCAUCAAGUUCCCGGCCUCGCUCAAGAGCUUCUACAUGCAGAAGUGCCCCGACGACACCCGCCUGACCGAGUCGGUCGACCUGCUUCUGCCGGGCGUCGGCGAAGUUGUCGGCGGCAGCAUGCGCAUGUGGAAGGCAGACGAGCUGCUCGAGGCUUACAAGAAGGAGAACAUGGACCCGGAACCGUACUACUGGUUCACCGACCAGAGAAAGUACGGCUCGUGCCCGCACGGCGGGUACGGCUUGGGUCUAGAGAGGUUUAUUUGCGCACUACUUAACAUCCAUCACAUUCGAGACGCUUGCUUGUAUCCGAGGUAUCGCGGACGAAUUGCCCCCUGA
Messenger RNA from Chondrus crispus (carragheen), 1458 nucleotides. Its product is annotated as asparaginyl-tRNA synthetase. The annotation marks the transcript as partial. The record is from RefSeq and is a predicted model, not a curated record. The transcript has a single exon. Gene Ontology annotation, biological process: asparaginyl-tRNA aminoacylation. Gene Ontology annotation, cellular component: cytoplasm. Gene Ontology annotation, molecular function: asparagine-tRNA ligase activity; nucleic acid binding; ATP binding. Lineage: Eukaryota; Rhodophyta; Florideophyceae; Gigartinales; Gigartinaceae.